AUGUUAUUCAAAAAUUUUGAUUAAAAAAGUAUUCUUGAUCUUCAUAAAGUAAAUAACAUACUUGAAAGAAAUAUAACUAAACGUACAUAAAGAUCCUAAAAAGGUUUAUUUCAUGGAAAACAAUCAAAAUCAGGAAAAAAAUAUUGUUAUUCAGAUAAAAGAAAUACAAGAAGAUUUGGAGUUAAUGUACGUAAAAAAUAUCUAUAAAGCGAUAUUUUGAAAUAAAAAAUACAUUUAAGAUUAAGUACUAAAGCUAUUAGAUGUAUUGACAAAUAUGGAGGACUUGAUAAUUAUAUUCUAUUAACACGUCCUAAAAAAAUGGACUCUUUAUAUGGCGAAUAUUUAAGAAGGUUGAUGAUGUAUAAGCUUUAAGAUUCCAAAUUUAAUCCUUAAUAUAUAGCAAAGAGUAAACCAGUAAGUUUUAAAAUAUAAAGAAGGCAUUUGAAAUUUUAAAAAAAAUUAGAUAUAUGGUAACCAACAGAAAUUAGAUAUACAGAUUUAACAUAAUAUAAAAUGAAGUUACCUGAAUAAAUGUCUAGAAGAGAAUUAGAAGAGUUUAAAUUUUUUGAAGACAUAGCUAAAAAUCCUGAAAAAAUGGAUUUAGAACACCCUCUUAUUAAAAGAGAAAAUGAAAAAUAAAUGAAACAAUUGGAAAUAUUGGAAGUUGAAAAAUAGAAAAUUAAUGAAAAGAUAAAGAAAUAUAAGUCUAAAAAGAUAUUAAAAAAAAUUGACUCAGUAGUCAAAUAGGGAUAAGAAGAAUUUGCAAGUGGAGCUUUGUUAAAAUGA
Molecule: messenger RNA, 786 nt
Organism: Ichthyophthirius multifiliis
Lineage: Eukaryota; Ciliophora; Oligohymenophorea; Hymenostomatida
Exons: 3
Cellular component (GO): mitochondrial large ribosomal subunit
Molecular function (GO): structural constituent of ribosome
Source: RefSeq, a predicted model, not a curated record